Molecule: messenger RNA, 1050 nt
Organism: Chelmon rostratus (copperband butterflyfish)
Lineage: Eukaryota; Metazoa; Chordata; Actinopteri; Chaetodontiformes; Chaetodontidae
Gene: lrrc69
Product: leucine rich repeat containing 69
Exons: 8
Coding region: 1-1032 (343 amino acids)
Molecular function (GO): protein binding
Source: RefSeq, a predicted model, not a curated record
AUGGCCGAGUCUGUGGUUAGAGCUUGGUACGGUAAAGGAACUUCUUUAAACUUGACCUCGAAGAGUAUAAAAGAGGUUCCUGAGUGUGUUUCCAGGUUAACAAACCUCUCAGUUCUCCUGCUGAACAACAACGCCAUCGCCGCCCUGCCGGACGAGCUGCUCCGCCUACAACACCUGGCUGAGCUGAAUCUGGGAAAUAAUGCCUUGAAGGAGAUUCCCGCUGUUCUGGGCCAUCUGGAGUCCUUGAAGAAACUGUAUCUGUUCAGGAACCAAAUUACAGUAGUGCCACCUGAGGUGAUGGGUGGCUUACAAAACCUUGUUGUGCUCAAUUUGAACCACAACCAGAUUCAAAGGCUUCCACCAGAGAUUAAAAGUUUGAGGAGGCUUCAACACCUUAGUGUGCUGGACAAUAAGCUGGAGGAGAUCCCCAUGGAGUUGGGUCAUCUCACGAUGUUGUCUGAGAUAAACUUGACUUCCAAUCGUUUGUCUUGGCUACCUCAGCAGCUCUACCGCUGUAAAGCUCUAACCAAGCUGUAUGUGGCCAGAAACAAGCUGACCAGCCUACCAGAGGGAAUUGGGGCACUGGCAAAACUCCAAGUUCUGGAUGUGGCUGGGAACAAGUUGUCCAUGUUCCCUGUUGAGUUUCAUCUGCUGCCCCUGAAGGAGCUCUACUGUGAAGGCAACAGGUUUGUGCACCGCGAGCCAAUGUCGUCAGUGCAGGAUGCAGAGGUGUUUUCAUUAAAGGAACUCAUUGCCAGAUUUGUGUUGCAAGAGGACAGGAAGAAGUCCUCUCUGGUCCACAGGAUGCUUCCCCACUACCCAUUACUGACUGCGCUGUUGGCUGAUGGCAGCUGUUGUGCGCUCUGCCUGGGCCCCUUCCUUACUACCUGGCUGGAGUGUGUGCAUUUUAUCAGUCUGAAGAAGAACAUGAAAAUGAGGAAUGCUUUGACUAUUCCAGUGCGCGCUCUCCUUUGUUCAUACAAGUGCUUUAAUACAGAUGGACACUCCUACUAUGGUGUUGCUACAAGAUGAAUACCAGUUCAUUAAAAA